Messenger RNA from Lolium perenne, 966 nucleotides. Its product is annotated as 1-Cys peroxiredoxin PER1. Lineage: Eukaryota; Viridiplantae; Streptophyta; Magnoliopsida; Poales; Poaceae. Gene Ontology annotation, cellular component: mitochondrion; cytosol. The record is from RefSeq and is a predicted model, not a curated record. Gene Ontology annotation, biological process: cell redox homeostasis; cellular oxidant detoxification. Gene Ontology annotation, molecular function: peroxiredoxin activity.
GAGACUCGAGAGACGUUUGCAGCAUCAGGCAUUAGCUAGCUUUCAGUGCUUCCAUCAUGCCGGGGCUCACCAUCGGCGACACGGUCCCCAACCUGGAGCUGGACUCCACCCACGGCAAGAUCCGCAUCCACGACUACGUCGGCAACGGCUAUGUCAUCCUCUUCUCCCAUCCCGGCGACUUCACGCCGGUGUGCACGACGGAGCUGGCGGCCAUGGCCAACUACUCCAAGGAGUUCGAGAAGCGGGGCGUGAAGCUGCUCGGCAUCUCCUGCGACGACGUGCAGUCCCACAAGGAGUGGACCAAGGACAUCGAGGCCUACAAGCCUGGGAGCAAGGUGACGUACCCGAUCAUGGCGGACCCGGACCGCUCCGCCAUCAAGCAGCUCAACAUGGUGGAUCCCGACGAGAAGGACUCGGAGGGCCAGCUCCCGUCCCGCACCCUGCAUAUCGUCGGGCCCGACAAGAAGGUGAAGCUGAGCUUCCUGUACCCGUCGUGCACGGGGCGGAACAUGGACGAGGUGGUGCGCGCCACGGACUCGCUGCUGACGGCGGCCAAGCACAAGGUGGCCACCCCGGCCAACUGGAAACCCGGGGAGUGCGUCGUCAUCGCGCCCGGCGUCUCCGACGACGAGGCCAAGAAGCUGUUCCCCCAGGGGUUCGAGACCGCCGACCUGCCCUCCAAGAAGGGAUACCUCCGUUUCACCAAGGUCUAGGAGCGCGAGGGGCAUGGCCGCCCGGUCGCGUGCUGGUCGGCGUUUGCUUGUUCGUAGGGUCCCUAGCUGAGUACUUUCUGUGGUAGUCCUGCAACGACUGGUUGUGUAAUCUCUGUGUUAGCGUUGGACAUGGGCGAACUAUAUGUAUAUGCCCAUAAUUACGGAGGUGAUGUCGUGGUAGCAGUAGUACUCUUCCAACUACUACCUAUGUUUGUGUCGGUCGCUUGCAGUAUCAAUCUUCCAUUUUGUGUUA